UGAAAUGGAGGAGUACCCCCUGUAGAAAUGUUUCUCCCCCGUUAUAGAGCACUGAUCUGUGGUCAGUUUACCCGCUUCGCCCGGUCCUCUUCCUGGUCCUCCAGCUGCUCUCAGAUCGCUGCUGCUCCGCCCCGGAGGAGUUUUUUCGCGGCAAAAUCUAGUGUGAACACACGGAGAGACACGGAUAACAGUAGAGUCAUGCCAUCUAACGUAGAGAUCAAAGCCAAAGUGAGCGACCCGACGCGAUUCGCCGCGAGGGCCGCAGAGCUCAGCCAAUCAGAGGGCACGAUCAUCAAACAGCACGACACGUUCUUCAACUGCACCCAGGGACGCCUGAAGCUGCGGGACUUCAUGGACGAGUCCGGUCAGCUGAUCUUCUACGAGCGCCCCGACACCGACGGACCCAAACUGUCGCGUUACUCCAUCAGCCCGACCAGCGACCCCCCCUCGCUCAGGACGGUGCUGUCAGACGCCCUCGGGGUUAAAGGGGAGGUGCGUAAGGAGCGACGGCUGUUCCUGGUUGGUCAGACCAGAGUUCACCUGGACGCUGUGGAGGGGCUCGGAAACUACAUGGAGCUGGAGGUGGUGAUGCGUCCAGAGCAGACUGUAGAGGACGGACAGAAGGUGGCAGAGGACCUGAUGGAAAAGCUGGGAGUCUCAAAGCAGAGUUUGGUGACGGGAGCGUACAUGGACCUGCUGCUGAACGGACACACUGAGACAAAAACAGAGUAACACACUGAUACUAAUAACUCCUGUGAGUACAGGACACACAUUACGUGACAAGCUGAAUUUAUACCUGGUAUUAAUGGAAAUAAUCCGUAGUAUUUGCACUAAAACAAUCUGAUUAAAAAGAGGAUUAUGAUCUGUUAACUUUUGUAUUUAGGUUUUGACUGAUUUUGCUGUAUAAAAAGUAGACACUUUUCUAAAUAAAAGAAUUCAAAACAGA
Messenger RNA from Trematomus bernacchii (emerald rockcod), 946 nucleotides. RefSeq lists its product as uncharacterized. The record is from RefSeq and is a predicted model, not a curated record. The coding region runs from base 28 to 732 and encodes 234 amino acids. Lineage: Eukaryota; Metazoa; Chordata; Actinopteri; Perciformes; Nototheniidae. The transcript has 6 exons.